ACUACUACAUUACUUUCCCUCCCUUCCCCUUCUUCUCUGCCUCACAUGUACUCAUUGCAUCAAUCCUUCCUACAAGGAACCAAGACAAAAGCCCAUUAAAUUUCAGAUACCUCCAAACCCUCCACCCCUCUCCUUCCAUUUUUUUAAUUUUUCUGGUUAUGCAAGAUCCUUCUCUGGAUAUCAUCCCUCCCACUGCAAAUCAAAUCAAACCCUUGGAUACCCACUUCUUCAUCAUCUUUGUUUUUUUCUCUUCUUGAAGCAUUUCUUUCAACAAUAUCUGGUUUUGCUUUAAUCUUUUCUCUUGCUGGGGUUUGUAUGUUCUGCUCUGUUCCUCCCUCUGUUCAUGGCUGCAGCUACUACUGCUACUCCUAUCCGGCAAAACCACAGUACCAGCAACAACAACAACAACAAUGAAGUUAACAGGGAAGAAAUCCAAGCUGCCAUUGCCAAGGCUGUGGAGCUCAGAGCCAUUCAUGCAGCUGUGCUCCAGGGGAACAGCCCCUCCAAUAUCAGAUUCCCCUCUGUUGCUUCUCCUAUUUCUAAGUUCUCUGCUCAAGACUACCCUGUUUUCACUCCUAGCUAUGAAGAUGAACCAUUGCCUGGGUAUCAGCAAAUUCAACUGGAAAAUCAAACUUUGCCUGAAGGUUGGGAUGAGUACAAGCUAGGAGGAAAUGGCGAUGAUGCCAUUUUAUCGGAUCAUAAAAAGGAGAACUCAUCUUCAAGGAAGGGACUGCCUUCUAGUUUGGUGAACUUAGAACAUCAUAUUUGUCCAGCUGAGGAUCAUAAAUCUGUGUAUGGCUCAUCUGGGAACCACCAAAUUUCUGUGCUUCAAACAUCACCUGGAACCGAUUGCUACCAGUCCAAAAGGAGAUAUAGUUUGGGUGACUUCAGAUCAUCUACAUCUUCUUGCAACAAAUGUAAGCCUGCAAUUAUAAGUUCCGACACCGAUACUGCGAAGAACAGCAGGAGUUCUAACAUUGUCGUUCCCCUAACAGAUUCUCAUUCAUCCAUUCACUCGCAACCAAAGAGCAAGGGAGUGAUCCUUUCGUGGCUGUUUCCCCGGUUAAAGAAGAAGCAUAAGAAUGGAAGCUCACCUAAUCGAGCAGAGUCUGAAGAUGGUGCUCAGUAUUUCAAGGACUUUGGGAUAAUGUCAUUUGAAACACUCAAGAAAGAGCUCAUGGAAGCGAAUGAGAAUCGAAAUGCUGCCUUAACGGAGGUCGCGGAGAUGAAAUCUUCAUUGGGGGAUCUGAAACAGAAGCUGGAGUACUUGGAAAUCUACUGUGAAGAGCUCAAAAAGGCAUUGAAACAAGCAGCACAAGUGAAGGAUUCCCAAGUGGCUGAAAAACUAGGGAAUUUUUCAAAAAGAGUGAAAUCCAUUGAUGGGAAUGGAGAAAGCUUCAUGCCCGUGAGCGAGGAAGUAAUGGUGGAAGGGUUCUUGCAGGUAGUCUCCGAAGCAAGAUUAUCGGUAAAACACUUCUGCAAGACCCUUGUAGCCCAGAUUGAAGAAACUGAUAAUAGCCUUUUGGAGAACCUAAACUUGCUUUUACAGCCGUAUAAACUGUCUCUAAGUUCAAAGUACUCGAAGGCGGCAUUGUACCAUUUGGAGGCCAUCAUGAACCAAUCACUCUACCAGGACUUUGAGAACUGCAUAUUCCAAAAGAAUGGCUCGCCAAAAUUCCUAGACCCCCAGCAGGAUCGCCAAGCGCAAUUCUCGUCGUUUGUCCAGCUCAGGAACUUGAGUUGGAAUGAGGUGCUGAGAAAAGGAACCAAGUACUAUAGUGAAGAAUUCAGCAAGUUCUGUGACCAGAAGAUGAGUUGCAUUGUUUCAACUUUGAACUGGAAUAGGCCAUGGCCUGAGCAGCUGCUGCAGGCAUUCUUUGUUGCUGCCAAGUGCAUUUGGUUGCUCCAUUUGCUUGCCUUUUCUUUCGAUCCUCCGCUCGGGAUUCUAAGGGUCGAUGAAAAUCGAAGUUUCGAUCCAAAUUACAUGGAAGAUAUCUUCAUGGACAGGCAGAAGCCACAUGGUCCAAGCAGGGUUAAGGUCAUGGUGAUGCCAGGGUUUUAUGUUCUGAAUAGGGCCUUAAGGUGUAAGGUUCUUUGCAGGUACAAAUCUGCAGCCUAAGCAAUUCAAAACUGUAAUUGUACCUUUUCUUUUUUACCUUCUCCAGUCUGACCCAAAGAAGCUUGUUCACCUAAACAAUCUGCAGCCUAAGCAAAUUCAAGAAUCAAAAUCUGUAGACUGUCAAAUUUGUGCCAAAGGGAUUUCAGUUUUCUC
Malania oleifera is the source of this 2272-nucleotide messenger RNA. RefSeq names its product IRK-interacting protein. Bases 344 to 2119 code for a protein of 591 amino acids. NCBI's taxonomy places the organism in Eukaryota, Viridiplantae, Streptophyta, Magnoliopsida, Santalales, Ximeniaceae. The record is from RefSeq and is a predicted model, not a curated record. The transcript is spliced from 2 exons.